Messenger RNA from Leptosomus discolor (cuckoo roller), 402 nucleotides. The record is from RefSeq and is a predicted model, not a curated record. NCBI's taxonomy places the organism in Eukaryota, Metazoa, Chordata, Aves, Leptosomiformes, Leptosomidae.
GAAGAUGUAGAUUCUUUUAUGAAACAGCCUGGAAAUGAGACAGCAGAUGUAGUUCUUAAGAAGUUGGAUGAGCAGUAUCAGAAGUAUAAAUUUUUGGAACUUAAUCUUGCUCAAAAGAAAAGGAGGCUAAAAAGUCAGAUUCCUGAAAUUAAACAGACAUUAGAAAUUUUAAAACACAUGCAGAAGAAAAAGGCCAAUGUGAUGCUUGAAUAUGAUAUUGAUGAAGCUCAGGCUCUGUUAGAGAAGAAUUUGUCAACAGCCACGAGAAACCUUGAUCUUCUAGAGGAAGACCUGGAUUUUCUUAGAGAUCAGUUCACCACUACAGAAGUCAAUAUGGCUAGAGUUUAUAAUUGGGAUGUAAAGAGAAGAAACAAGCAAGACCCUUCCAAAAACAAAGCAUAG